GCACCCCGCCCAUUGCCGUCCGCCUGAGCAAUGCGGGCCAGAGCUCAAGUCGACGCGUCUAUGACCAAGGUGUAUCUAGCGUCUCGGCAGGCAAAUGAGCGGGCACGCACGUUUUGCCAUGUCGGGGAAGCCAGGAGCAGUCGAUGGUGAGGUGGUGCUGGCGCUGCCGCUCGGAUGACAGCGCGCACGCGGACCACCAGGAACGCUGCCAGAGGGGGGUGCGCGGUGCGGGAAUGCUGCCCAUAACAUGAAAAACGGGCGAACACAGACGAAGGGCCUGUCUCCGCCGUCAUCGUGUGGCCCGGCGGGUGCGACAGCCAGGCCUGGCCUCACAGGCAGCUCCUAUGCUCGGUGCCCCGGCCGCGCGCCAAGGAGGCCGCGCGCGGGAGGCUCCCGCGAGCCGCCCCGCGCGCCUGCCCCCUGCCAGCGGCCACGGGGGCCAGGGUCGCCCCUGGCCUGCCGGCGAGUGAGACGAGGGCCGGAGCCCCCAACCCCCGACGCGGGGGCCAAUAUCGCCCAUGGCCUGCCAGCGAGUGAGACGAGGGUCGGAGCCCCGUACUCCAAAUCCCUUCUUAAUCUCCCAUCCCCCUGCCAACGCUCCUGACUUUGUCUGCAAGCGUGCACGCCUGCGCUUGGACGGCAGCCCAGCCUUGGGGCGCGGGGGCGCCCCAGGUGGCCACUCCGACUGCACCAGAGAACCAAACAUCGGCAUGAGCAGCACAGGCCCCCGGAAGGACGUGCGGCCAUCGUCGUACUGCCACGAGUCGCGGAACAAAAAACAGCAGAAUCACAAUCUGUCGGAGGUCUGCGCGGAUUUCUUGGCUCAGCGCUGGAUCUCCCC
Molecule: messenger RNA, 841 nt
Organism: Prorocentrum cordatum
Lineage: Eukaryota; Dinophyceae; Prorocentrales; Prorocentraceae
Source: the annotation of a GenBank genome assembly